AUGCUUUUCUUCUGGAUUCUCUCACUUGUCAUUCUCGUAUGGCGACUGAAGGUCUCUCACACUCACCUUUCCAAAAUCCCUAAAGGCGUGCCCUGGUCAAAAGGACGCUUCAUGCCAUAUCUUGUCACCCAGACUUCUGCCAUAUGGAACAGCCCCAAGACAAUUGGCGAGGCUUAUCAAAAGGCACUUUUCCUCCUCAAGAAUGGCCUUAUCUGCGCCUUUACGCUACCUUUUAGUCGCCCUGAGAUCCUUCUCCCUCAAACUCAUAUCCGCUGGAUCACUUCCCAGAGCGAUAGAGUCCUAAGCCCAACUCCUGUUCAGCACGAAAUCAUCGGUAUCAAGUAUGCCUUCCUUAACUCCUCGAUCGAAAAAGACUUUGUGGCCUAUGAUAUCCUUCGUGUCAAGUUAAACAGACACCUGCCAGGGAUGGUGCCCAUGCUUAUGGAUGAACUGGCUUCUUCCGUGAAUGAGACGUUUGGUUCAGACACAGAAUGGAAAGAAGUCCAAGUUUUUCCUCUUGUCCGAAAGGUCCUUACAAAGCUUACGGCACGGCUGGUCUUCGGCGGGUCGCUAAGUGAUGAUAAAGAACUUCUAGAGAACCUAUCAAAAUUCUCGAGCGCGGUCAUACCAAGUGCCGUAGCACUGUCCCUGUCCCCACCCUUUCUCCAACCCAUUUCAUCUCGUCUUACCUCAAUUUUCAACCGAAUCUACAUGCGAAGAGCCCUCAGAAUCAUUGGCCCACAAAUCGAACAGAGAAUCGCAGCAGCGGAAACUGGCAAUCUCAAGGAUAUUCCACAGGAUAAUGUGUUGACCUGGCAUAUCGAAGAGGCACUACGCAAGAAGGAGCCUCGCGAAGGCUUGGCGGAUGUAAUAGCCUGUCGCGUUUUCGCUACCAUGUUUGCGGCUUUGGAAUCUACGACAUUGACAAUGACACACGCGCUGUUCAACAUUUGCGCAACUGACCCAGCGAUUCAAGUUUGGAGAUGUUUGGAGGAGGAAGGCCGCGAAGCUUUCUCUACAAUUGUAGACCAAAGUACCGUCAAUGGUCUUGAACACACAGACAGCGCCAUCAAAGAGACCCUUCGGCUACAUACAGCCAUCAAAGCACUUUCAGUACAAGUCAUGCAGCCGGCCGGUCUAGACCUCAAGGGUUUCAACAUCCAUCUUCCCCAAGGCUCACGAGUCAGCGUCUCAGUUUGGGGUAUUCACCACGACGAGGACAUUUAUCCUGCUGCAUACACUUACGAUGCCUUCCGGUUUGUUCAGAACAAGGAGGUUGGGAACAAAGAAUCUCUGGUCUCGCCUUCAGAGAAUUAUCUAUCUUUUGGACUAGGUAAACACUCUUGUCCUGGAAGACACUUUGCUGCUAUUGCGACAAAACUAUUCUUGACGUAUCUGGCGGUGCAUUAUGAUGUGGAGGCAGUUCAUGAGAGGCCCAUCUUUAUAAGUCUGGGACAUCUCCCCAUACCUCCUGUGAGGGGAAGGUUGAGAAUACGAAGGAAGAUAGAGUCUUGCCAGGGUUGA
Fusarium sp. VM40 is the source of this 1524-nucleotide messenger RNA. NCBI's taxonomy places the organism in Eukaryota, Fungi, Ascomycota, Sordariomycetes, Hypocreales, Nectriaceae. The record is from the annotation of a GenBank genome assembly.